AUGAAUCGGUAUACUUACUACAACAGCGAUCUUGACGCAUUUGAACUCUACCACCUCGAGGCAGAAGAACUUCUCAAAACACCCUCGAAACCCCGAAUCCAACCUCCAGACGAAUACAACGCCAUAAUAGCUGGUCUCUCCGGUGCGGUUGGCACUUCGAUAUCAAAUAUUGUGGUAUAUCCAAUCGACCUGAUAGUAAAAAGAUUACAAGUCCAACGUGCGAUUCAAUCCCGAAGAACCUCGGACGGUGGUGAUAAAAAUGAAAAGGGAGAUGAUGAAUUGUAUAAAGAUUUUCUCGAUGCCGCGAAGAGGAUAUAUAAUGAAGAAGGUGGAGUGAAGGCCUUUUAUGAAGGAUGUUUGCAGGAUACGGCAAAUAGUAUGGGGUCGGCGUUUAUAUAUUUUCUAUCUUAUAACUUUAUGCGACAAAGACGUCUUCAGGCGAAUACCCUUCCAUCCGGGAAGACUCCCAAAACACUUGGAGUCUUCGAAGAACUCUCAAUAGGCGUCCUAUGCGGUGCAAUCGCAAAGUUCUUCACCGCGCCAAUUGCAAAUGUUGUAACCAGAAAACAAACGGCCGCUCUCCGACGACAAGCCGGUCAAAAAUUACCAGAGAAAACAGAUGCAAACACAAUUAUAAAACAAAUAUACGCAGAAAAGGGCAUUCGAGGUUUUUGGUCGGGUUACGAUGCUACAUUAAUAUUAACACUGAACCCGGCCAUUACCUUCUUCCUCUACGAAACAUUAAAAUCCUUGUUACCGAGAAAGUACAGAGAAAAGCCGACUGGAGGGCAGACAUUCUUACUAGCUGCGAUUUCAAAGGCAGUGGCUAGUUCGAUUAUGUAUCCCAUAUCCAUGGCUAAGGCGAGAUCGCAAGUCAGAAAAAAGGACAAAGCGAGUGGGAGAUUUCUAGUAUUAGAAGUUUUGAAGGAGGCAUAUAAGACUGGUGGAGUGAUGGGGAUGUAUGAAGGCGUAUGGGGCGAGAUCUUCAAGGGCUUCUUUUCAAACGGAAUCACAAUGCUUAUCAAAGAAGCCUUACAUCGACAAAUCCUAUCAUUCUAUAUCCUUAUCGUACGGCUACGGCAAAAGAAUAAAACGUUGUCAGGCGCAGUCACCGAUGCUAGCCAGACUGCUCACGAGGCUUAUCAGAAGAAUGAAGCGAUCCAAAAUAUCGCAGCGGAAUCCCAACAAACGCUUGAUGCCGCGAAAGAACAUAUUGAGAACAUCGCAAAAACAGGAGUAGAGAAAGUUAGUGAUAUCGUCACAGAUGCGAGUCGAAGGGGACGGGAGCAGCUUAUAUUUGAUCCGGAAACACCACAUAUUGGGGACGUCAGUGGCGAGGUCGGAGGAAUUGAUUGGGAGGAUGCUACUCCAAACCAGAACGAAGAGGUUAAGAGUAGGAUUUUGGGGAUCCUUUGGGGGGAUAAGAAAUAG
Orbilia oligospora ATCC 24927 is the source of this 1431-nucleotide messenger RNA. RefSeq lists its product as uncharacterized. NCBI's taxonomy places the organism in Eukaryota, Fungi, Ascomycota, Orbiliomycetes, Orbiliales, Orbiliaceae. The transcript is spliced from 5 exons. The record is from RefSeq and is a predicted model, not a curated record. The coding region runs from base 1 to 1431 and encodes 476 amino acids.